Molecule: messenger RNA, 7015 nt
Organism: Coccinella septempunctata (seven-spotted ladybird)
Lineage: Eukaryota; Metazoa; Arthropoda; Insecta; Coleoptera; Coccinellidae
Gene: asp
Product: protein abnormal spindle
Exons: 6
Coding region: 142-6756 (2204 amino acids)
Biological process (GO): spindle organization; mitotic cell cycle; establishment of meiotic spindle localization
Cellular component (GO): spindle pole
Molecular function (GO): protein binding
Source: RefSeq, a predicted model, not a curated record
GUAGCCGUUAGCCGUUGAAAACUGAAAACCUCAGGAGAAAAAAAUUAUGGCAAAAAAUUCAUGAUAAGAUGACAUGACAUCAGUUUGUUGAGAAGUAUAAAUUUGUGAAUAUUAAUAUAAAAUAAGUGAACAUUCAGAAAGAUGUAUUUUCAAGUAUCUCCUGCACAAUCCAAACAUAAGCCUUCAAAAGCUGCAAACCCCCAGGAAGAUGAUAUUCCCACUUUAACAUUAGCCCCAUUUACUCAAAUACCAAAAUUGGCGUUUCAAGAUGUUGCAGUCAAUUCCCUGCAUGAAAUAAAACUUUAUGUGACAAAUAAGAAACCUGUUCCUGUAUUUGUAAAUGCAAGCUUUGAUGGUCCAGAAGAACUUGAGUUUAGUCAAAGUUGGUGCGAACUAAGAAUAGACACAAAUGAUACCAAAUUGCUUGAGAUGUAUUGGUAUCCCAAUACUGAAUAUUGCGAAAGACACAAUCUUAAGGUGACAUGUAUGAAGCAAAUGUGGAAUGUACCUAUAACUUUCAAAUCUAUUCUACCUAAGAAAUCCAAGAAAAAGUUGUCUACUACCUUGGUGAAAAAAACAUCACCACUAUUGAGGAAGAAAGUAAACAAAACGUCUCAGAAACUAUCUACUGCAUCUUCUAAGGUACCACCUAAAAAGCAACCGGUGUGGAAUGAUAAACCAUAUGUUGCCAAAAAAAGUUCUCGGGAUAAGGAAAAUUGUGAUAUCAAUAUGAGACGAGAAAAUUUUCGCUCAUCAUCUGACAUCUCGUUCCAUUUAAGUUCUCCAGAUGACAUCCGUAGGUUCACUUAUGCGGUUAAUAAACUAGGAUUUCGAACUGAGGGCUCACCAAACUUAGAUGAUAGUCUAGAAAUGAUAGAGGAUCUUCCAAACAGAGGUGUCUUGAAAGGAAUACAGUUGAAUACUUUGGAUGAAUUUCUUAACAAAAAGAUUGGUUUAGAUUCUAUAUCAUACUUGGGAACACCAAUCAGUCAGUUCUUUAAGCCUUCUAGGGUUUCUUCUGAGUUACACAAAAAGGACCAAGUAGAUAAGAAUGUGGUGGAAAAUCCAAAAGUGAUACGAAAUUUGUCGUUUGAGAUGAAUUGUGAGGUGCAGCCGAGCUUAAAUAUUAGUUCAGAGACUCGCAUUAUUGGCAAUUUGAGCUCAGAUUCACUCCAUACAGGUCUGAAUGGUAAUACAUUUGUUAAGAGUAAUAUUAGCACGGGGACCUUCAUAAAAGACAGCAAUAGUUUUGAAAUAGAUAGAGGUAGGUUCUCCCUUGAUUUGAGUGAUAAGUUACCCACACAAUCUUCUAUUUCAAAACAUAAAAUUAUGCAAACUCAUAAUAAACUCAGAAGGAGUAGUUCCGAGUAUAACAUGCCAAUAACAAAGAAUCCCAAAGAUAAACCUUCCUUUCAUUUGAGAGAUGAAUCAGAAUUUGCUUGGCAGGAAUACCAAAAUCAACCACAGCAAUAUAAUGAUGAUCAUAUUAGAAAACUCAUCAGAGAUAACAUUCCCCAACAAAAUUGUCUAUCUGAGGCUUACUGUAGCCAUUUGAGUAUUAGGUCAGGAACUCUUGCAGAACAAGAAAACAGCUUUCAAAUGAAAGGGUUUGAUCAAAGCUCUGGUAGUUUUAUCGAACAGCUCAAACAACUUGAAGAGCGUGAUCUGAGUACAGCAACUUAUUUCAAAGAUGAAGGAAGUUUUAAAUACUAUCAAGAAGCUUCAAACUAUGCCAAUACUGCUGUUAAAGUUCCAAAUUCCUAUGAAAGUCGAGAAUAUAGCAGGUUGUGUACAGGGUAUGAAACUAGUCCAAAGAACUGUUUGAGGGAGAGUACAGGUUCCGAAAUAUCUAGUAACUAUUCUAAAAUGUCACCAAAAAAGGGAAUGGAAGUGUUUCCAACUAAAGAAAUUCUUCCUACUGUCAAACAUAAUGAUUCCCAUAAUUUAUUUCCGAUAAAGGAAGAACCUACAGACGAAUCUUUGAGGAGAACACAAAUCAAAAGGAAAUCUGACACUACAUUUGGUCUUUCUCCACUCAAACGUCAAAACUUAUCCCCUGAAACCUGGUCUAAGGUAGGUGGGGUAUAUAAGACCCGAAUGAGCGUACAGAGAGUCACAAAGUUGGUGACCCCAAAACAAAAUGCUAAGAAAAGAAAUCAAAAGGAAAAUAGUUCGAUAGUGGGAACAAAAGGAAUAUCUUAUAUAGAAAAAAAGACUGUAACCAUAACAGAUCCCUUCAUUUUGGCUGCAACUACAGCAGUGGAUCCAUUUUUGACAAACACGAUUUAUCUAGACCAGGAUUGGAUUCAGAGACAAGAAGAUCGGUUCAAGAACUGGUUGAACAUGCUUUUGACCCCUCCAACUGACUUGAAUGUUUCAGAUGAAGGACAGCCGAUUGAUGCGGCUAAGUUGUGGAGAGAAUGCUCCCAGAAAGAAGUUUCAGCAGCACCUACCAAAGAAGAAGUAAGCAGCAAGUACCAUACCUCCGCUAAACUGGAAGCCUUGAGGAGAUCAGCACAUGAACUUUAUAACAGUGAUAUUAUACAGUCUAUACUUGUAAGAGUAUAUGAUGCUAUUGAGAAGAAAAAGAUUGAGAUUAGACAAGAUCGUAAUGUUCAUUUGGAUUUGAGUCUGCAGUCUAAAGUCAUGACUCUGUUGUUAAGUUAUAAUCCGUUAUGGCUCAGGAUAGCUUUAGAAACCAUUUACAGGGAAAAAUUAAAAUUGAUCUCAAACUCAGACAUGUUGGGAUUGAGCAAGUUUCUUUAUGAACGAUUUUUCAAGGACCGCCUACUGUUGAGGAAGCAUAAAACAGUGCACAACCCCAAAUAUAAUGUGGAUAUAAAAAAAUUCAUGCUCAAAAGGUUUUUCUCCAUUGUUUACUUCUUGGAUAAAGCCAAAAUGAAUACUUUGAUUCCACAUGAUCCAUGUUUAUUCCGCAAAAAUUCUACAGUUAAAGAGAGUAGAGAGAUGUUGAUUCAUUUCACAAGAGAUGCCAUCACUGCGGCUGUAGGUGAUAUAACUAAGUAUUUGAAGUAUUUUGGAUAUGUUGUGGAGCACAAGCAGGAUUACAUUCAUGAGUUCGAUUAUGCGGUAAAUAGUUUAGGGGGUGAUUUGAGGGAUGGUGUGAGAUUGACAAGAGUAAUGGAAUUGAUAUUGUUAAGGAAUGACCUCACGAAAAACUUGAGGGUACCAGCUAUUUCAAGGUUGCAGAAGAUUUAUAAUGUGAAGUUGGUCUUCGAUUCCUUAGCAGAGGCAGGGUACAAGAUACAACAUGAUAUUGAGCCACACCACAUUGUGGAAGGGCAUAGGGAAAAAACUCUCUCCUUUUUGUGGCAGAUAAUCUAUAAAUUCCAAGCACCCCUUGUAAUUGAAACUGCCAAAAAUAUACAAAAAUGGUGGAGAAGUUUUCCUGUCUGUAUUAAGCGUAUGAAACUUCGAAAAUUGUAUCAAACUAAACUAGAAGCUUCCACUAAAAUUCAAAGAUGGUAUAGACAUCUGAAACAAGCAGAAGAGUUGACAAAAAUUGCUCACCUCUUCAAAGAAUAUAUGGAAGAAAGAAGAAAGGUAAAAGCAGCAAUUAAAAUACAGAGUUAUUACAGAAUGUACAUACAGCAUAAGAACUACAUAAACACAAAGAAUACAAUAAUUAAACUACAAAAACAGUGCAGGCUGUGGUUGCAGAAUGUUUGUUAUAGACAAAGAGAACAGGCUGCUAUUGUGAUACAAAAAAAUAUAAAGGGCUACUUGACAAGAAAUAGAUUCUUGCAAAUGAAGCAUUCUGUUUUGGUAAUUGAGAAGUACGUUUUAGCUAGACAGUUGAUGCUGGUACAAUAUCAGCAUUUCAUGCAAAUCAAGACUUCAAUUAUUGUGAUUCAAAGGUGGUAUCGAGCAACUGCACUUAUGAAAAAGACACGAACAGAGUAUUUGAAAUGGAGAACUGCAGUUUGCUUAGUACAAGAAAAAUACAGAAGUAUGUUAAUGAUGAGAAGAGCUUUAAAUGAAUAUAAUUCAGUGAAAUCUUCAACAAUACUCAUACAAAAAUGGUAUAGGUCAACAAUGCAGAUGCGUGCAUUAAGAAAUAACUUUUUGAAUAUCAAAAAAUCUGUUAUCACUAUAGAAAAAUACUACAUAGCUUUGAAAAAAAUGAGAAUAGCUAAAACUGAAUAUCAUCAACUCAGAUGCAGUACCAUCGUGAUACAAAGAUAUUUCCGAGCCACAUUAGCAAUGAGGCGAGAACGUGGCUAUUAUUUAUCCUUAAAGAACUCUGUUGAUUUUGUCAAAUCAAAAUAUAAGGCAAACAAAAUGAUGUUGAGAGAAAGAGGAAACUUUAGAACCCUCAAGAAAGCUACAAUAUUUUUACAGAGAAAAAUAAGGGCUAAUAAACUCAUGCAAACUCAAAGGAAGUCUUAUUCAGAGCUUAGACAAAGCACUAUAAUAAUUCAACAUUUCUUUAGAGGAUUCCUAUUAAUGAAAAAAGAGAAAAAGCACUAUAUGGAUUUGAAAACUAGCGCUGUUAUAAUCCAGCAAAGGUACAGAGCCUACAAACAAAUGUGUUCAACUAAAAAGGAAUUUGAAACACUUAAAAAAGUGGUGAUAUUUGUGCAAACAAGAUUUAGAGCCAAUAAUUCAAUGAAGAAGCAAAGACAGGCUUUCUUGAGGGAAAAAAAAAGUUGUGUUGCUAUCCAAAGAUAUUUCAGAGGAUUUUGUGUAAUGAGAAAAGAAAGGCAAACCUAUGUACAAUUAAGAUCAGUAGUUUGUUUUGUGCAGCAGAAAUACAGAGCUAAGUUGGCAAUGAAAAAAUGUCAAGAGGAAUAUUCCAAACUAAAAACAGCUUGCAUUCUCUUACAGAGACGAUACAGAGCCAAAAAACUGAUGGAAAUUCAAAAGGCAGAUUAUGAUAAAUUGAAGCAAGCAGUGAAUUUUGUGAAAUCUACAUUUAUAGCCCAUAAGAAAAUGCUGGAAAAGAGAGAUAACUACCAAAAACUUAGAAAGUACACAGUACUUGUACAACGGCUUUAUAGAGCAAGAAAAAUGAUGAGAGCACAGAGAUGCUCUUAUUUAGAACUAAGAAACAAUACUAUCAAAAUACAGAAAUUUUUCAGAGGAUUUUUAUCAAUGAAAAAGGAAAAACAGCUGUUCUUAACUUUGAGACUGAAUGUUAUAAAAAUUCAGCAUAGGUUUAGGGCUCAAAGAAAAAUGAUACAAACAAGAGAAUAUUAUAGAAAAUUGAAACAUGCCGUUUUGUUCACUCAAAGAAAGUUCAGAGCGAACAAAUUGAUGAAAAAGGAAAAAGAUUUGUAUAUUUUGAAACGAAACGCUUCUAUAACGAUACAAAGAUAUUGGAGAGGUUAUUUAUUGAUGAAAAAGGAUAAACAAAAUUACAUGAAACUACGCAAGAGUGUCAUAACAAUUCAAAAGAGAUAUAUAGCAUAUAAGAAAAUGUGUACCACACGAUCCCACUUUGAGAGGUUGAGGAAGUCUGUAGUUAUAAUUCAGACAAGAUACCGGUCUAAUAAACUCAUGGUUGAACAGAGAAGGAUGUAUCUAGAACAAAGACGCUGUUGCAUACUCAUACAAAAAUACUACAGAAGUUAUUUGUUGAUGAGAAAGGAUAGGCAAAAUUAUUUGUCUCUGAAAGCAACAGUUAGAUUUGUACAGGAACAAUAUAGAGCAAAGAUAGCCCUCAGGAUCUCAAGACAAAAUUACCUAAGUUUAAGACAGAAUGUACUAUUUGUACAGAGGACAUUUAGGGCAAACCAAGCAAUGAAGUCACAGAGGGUACUUUUCUUGAAGAAGAAGGAGGCAGUUAUCAAAAUCCAGAAAUACUUCAGGGGAUACCAACAGAUGAAGAAAGAUAGACAAUACUUUUUAUCACUAACAUCUUUUGUAUUUUCAAUUCAAAGAUAUGCUAGAGGAUUUUUAAUCAGAAAGAAGUAUGCUCAUCUUUUGACACCUGAAGCUAGAGAAGAGAGAAGAAUUAAGAAAUUACAAGAAGAAGCUGCAACCAGAAUACAGGCUCGCUGGCGGGGCUAUCGACAAAGAAAAGUUUGUAACAAUGCCUUAAAGGAGAUUAGAAAAAGAUCUGAGGUUGCCACAAGAGAUGCUGAUCCCCAAGAAUCUCUGGGAAGUAGAAGCAAUAGAGCACUAGAAGUUUUGGUCACUGAAGAAAUAACAGUACCAUUGAUCAUCUCUGCCCUCACAGACUUUGAAUAUGUGACUAGAAGAAGUCCAGAAAUUUGCAUUAAAAUGGGACCAUUACUACCAGAACAGCUCUAUCUUUUGAUAAAAUCAGUUGCAAGAUCUCUACCUGAUAUUCAGAUUUGUGAAAUAUCUGCCUAUAUCUUGAUAAAUCUUUGUAAAUAUGAACAAACCACCUCUAUGACCUGGUAUCCGGAGUAUUUAGAUAGUAUGUUGAAAAUAAUGACGCAUUGGUGCGACAAGGAGAACAUGGCUUUUCCAAGUCUUUGUACCCUAUUUUGGCUUUUUGCCCAUAAUAAGGAAUACAAAAAGACGAUUUUGGAGUUACCCAAUAUAGAUCAAAGAAUUGAGAAAAUACACACUUUGGUUUUACGGAAACAAAAAAUGGUUUUGAAAUCUGAGAGUAGAAUGGUGAUUUCAAGGUUUGUCUCUAAGAAGCCUUUAUAUUUACCAGGCCUGAAGCCAGAUUGGGGAUUUGAUUAUCCUACAAGACCAAGAGUAUUCCUGAAUUCAGUACAAGCCAUUGAAUGUCUAAUUAAAAUUUUAAAAUCAUCGUAAACCAAGUGGAGCUCUCCAGAGGAUGCUAUGACUGUCACAUGUUAUUUAAGUGUAAUUUUCAGUUGAUAUGUUGUUAUUGUAAUAUCAUUGAUGUUUUUAUCACCUUUUAUAUAUUUGAGAAUUUUUAAUGAUUAUUAUAAAUUGAUAAGGUUUUAAUUUUAUAACUAUUCUUUAUUACUGACUAUAACAAUAUUUGAAAGCCAUGUAUAUAAUAAAAAACCGUACUGAAUAAAUAAAUUGCAGAAAUAUUAUUCUUCUG